ACACCGUGCGCUGGCUUACGCUCCUUUGGUAGUUUUCUCUUUUACCUCCUGCCCACUGUUGGAUGAAAUCUGCCAGACUCAGUUCCAACCCCUACCCCAACUUCCUUCUUAAAACAGUCUCAGGGUUAAGCCUUUAGUGCUCUAAUCCAGAGGAAAAUGACUUAUUUUAAAAAGCAGUAAAAACACCGCAUUCCUUUGGCACAGGAUGAAGACCAGCUCAGCUCUUCGGCUGUUGAUCAUCGUCUAUUGUUCUCCAAACAGUAAACCAUUAUUUCACAUCAAGAGACUGUGGGCUGCAGUCCUGUCUGAGUCCUGGGCGCUUCAUAAAUAUGAAGUGAAGGGCUCUGACCCAGAAAGUGGUUCUGAGCAGGGGAAAAUGGGGUCUCGGAAAUGUGGAAGCUGCCUCAGUGGUCUGCUGAUUCCGCUUGCACUUUGGAGUAUAAUUGUGAAUAUAUUAUUGUAUUUCCCAAAUGGGCAAACUUCCUACGCAUCCAGCAAUAAACUCACCAACUACGUCUGGUAUUUUGAAGGAAUCUGUUUCUCAGGUAUCAUGAUGCUUAUAGUAGCAGCAGUUCUUCUUGUCCUGGAGAGUGAUAACAACUGUAAGUGCUGCCAGAGUGAAAACUGCAGCAAAAAAUACAUGACACUGCUGUCGAUUAUCUUUUCUGCCCUUGGAAUUGCUUUCUCUGGAUACUGCCUGGCCAUAUCUGCUCUGGGCCUUGUUCAGGGCCCAUACUGCCACACUCCCAAUGGCUGGGAGUAUGCUUUUGAAGACACUGCAGGACGGUUCCUCACAGAUUCCAGCAUAUGGACUCAGUGUCUGGAACCUGCACAUGUAGUGGAGUGGAACAUCAUUUUAUUUUCCAUUCUCAUAGCUCUCAGUGGGCUUCAAGUAAUCGUUUGCCUCGCCAGAGUAGUCAUUCAGUUAUCCAAGAUACUGUGUGGAACCUAUUCAGUCAUCAUCCAGCCUGGAAUUAUUUGAAGAAGGACAAGAAUGUUUCCAAUCAUCAAGAUAUGGUCAACUGUCUCAUAGCCACUGUGUAGACUGGAGGGCAAUAUUCAAAUGAUGGUAUUUUCACCAUUUGGUGUUUACUUUGCCCAUUUGUGAAAUCUGCUGGUAAUUACAAUCAUGCCACCUUUCCAUUUAGAACUUUUUUCUAAAUGACAUGUGUCAGAAACUCAGAAAUGUUUACACUCUUUGAUCAAACACAUCCAUUUCCAAUCUAUACUAUGGGAAUAAAUAAGAUACAAAUGCAACUUUA
This is a messenger RNA of Manis pentadactyla (Chinese pangolin), 1262 nucleotides long. RefSeq names its product transmembrane 4 L six family member 18 (gene TM4SF18). Gene Ontology annotation, cellular component: membrane. Bases 206 to 982 code for a protein of 258 amino acids. The transcript has 6 exons. Lineage: Eukaryota; Metazoa; Chordata; Mammalia; Pholidota; Manidae. The record is from RefSeq and is a predicted model, not a curated record.